Molecule: messenger RNA, 3319 nt
Organism: Mustela lutreola (European mink)
Lineage: Eukaryota; Metazoa; Chordata; Mammalia; Carnivora; Mustelidae
Gene: UBA5
Product: ubiquitin like modifier activating enzyme 5
Exons: 10
Coding region: 1243-2121 (292 amino acids)
Biological process (GO): protein ufmylation
Cellular component (GO): cytosol; cytoplasm
Molecular function (GO): UFM1 activating enzyme activity
Source: RefSeq, a predicted model, not a curated record
CCUAUCACAUAGGGAAGCUACUCAUUUCUGGAGUGAAUCAGGUAUAAAUUAGGAAUUUUUCUCAUUAACUAAUGGUUUAUUGAUUUGUGCUGUCUUUUUUCAUAUUAUACUUUCUACCUACAGGAAUUAAGACACAAUACCACCCAAAUGGAAACUGAUAGUAAGGCUGAUAAAACAAGGAAUAUUCAAAAUUUUGUUCAGAGAUUUUGUAUUUGGGAUGAUACAUAUUACAAUUUGGGCUUAAAUAUUUUAGAUAUAGAAGCUUAGGAGACAAGGCUGUUAAAUUGAUAGUGUGUGAAACACAGGCAUCUAACAAAUGUUUUCUAAACAUGCUUUGUACAAGAUGAACUAGAAAGCAUGUACCUUUUUUUUUUCAUAGUGGCCCUUUAUUAACUUAUUUAGAAGCAUUUUAAAAAAUUUAUUGUAGCUGACAUAGAGUAUUAGUUUCAAGUCUGCAACACAGUGAGUGAUUUCAGCGGUUCUAUGCAUUACUCAGUGCUUAUAAGUACAGUCACCACCUGUCACCAUACAACAUUAUAACAGCGUUACUGACUAUAUUUCCUAUAAGGCUGUGCUCAGCCUUAUAAAAGAAGAAAAUCUUGCCAUUCAUGACAACAUGGAUGGUCCAGAGGGUAUUAUGCUAAGUGAAUUAAGAGAAAGACAAAUACUGCAUGAUUUCACUUAUAUGUGGGGUCUAAAAAACAAAUGAACAAACAAAAAACAGACUGUUAAGUGCAGAAAACUGGUUGCUAGAGGGGAGGUAGGUGGGAAGAUGGGUGAGCUAAGUGAAGAGGAUUAAGAGAUAAAACUUGUAGUUAGAAAGUAAAUACCCUUCUUACUCUUAAAAUUGAAAUGGAGAAUACUCUAGAUUUUUUUUUUUAACCCAUACUUUUUUUUUCACUUUUUUCUAAAAUUAAUUAGGUUAUGGGUAGGAAGGAGAGAUAACCUUAUACCAGUCUCAGAUUUACAAAGCUAAAGUCUGUGAUGUUGGAUUCCUAAUGGUUGAAUGACAAAGCUUUCCACAAUUGAUUUCCGCCUCUUUAAUUUGUCAUUUUGACAAAGCAAGCAUUUUUCCCCACGAGAGAGGAGGAAGCAGGCUCCCUGCUGAGCAGAGACUCCGCUCUGGGGCUGGAUCCCAGGACCCUGGGAUCAUGACCUGAGCUGAAAUCAAGAUUCGGACUCUUAACCAACUGAGCCCCUCAGUUGCUACUCUUUGACUAUGACAAGGUGGAACUGGCCAAUAUGAAUAGACUUUUCUUCCAGCCUCAUCAAGCAGGAUUAAGUAAAGUUCAAGCAGCAGAAUAUACUUUGAGGAACAUUAAUCCUGAUGUUCUUUUUGAAAUACACAACUAUAAUAUAACCACAGUAGAAAACUUUCAACAUUUCAUGGAUAGAAUAAGUAAUGGUGGAUUAGAAGAGGGAAAACCUGUUGACCUAGUUCUUAGCUGUGUGGAUAAUUUUGAAGCCCGGAUGACAAUAAAUACAGCUUGUAAUGAACUUGGGCAAACGUGGAUGGAGUCUGGAGUCAGUGAAAAUGCAGUUUCAGGACAUAUACAGCUCAUAAUUCCUGGAGAAUCUGCUUGUUUUGCAUGUGCUCCACCACUUGUAGUUGCUGCAAAUAUUGAUGAAAAGACUCUGAAACGAGAAGGUGUUUGUGCAGCCAGUCUUCCUACCACAAUGGGAGUGGUUGCUGGGAUCUUAGUACAAAAUGUGUUAAAGUUUCUGUUAAAUUUUGGUACUGUUAGUUUUUACCUUGGAUAUAAUGCAAUGCAGGACUUUUUUCCUACCAUGUCCAUGAAACCAAAUCCUCAGUGUGAUGACAGAAAUUGCAGGAAGCAGCAGGAAGAAUAUAAGAAAAAGGUAGCAGCACUGCCCAAACAUGAGGUUGCUCCAGAAGAGGAAGAGAUUAUACAUGAAGAUAAUGAAUGGGGUAUUGAGUUGGUGUCUGAGGUUUCAGAAGAGGAACUGAAAAAUUCUUCAGGUCCAGUUCCCGACUUACCUGAAGGAAUUACAGUGGCAUACACAAUUCCCAAAAAGCAAGAAGAUUCUGUAGCUGAAGUAACUGUGGAAGAUUCUGGCGAAAGCUUGGAAGACCUUAUGGCCAAGAUGAAGAAUAUGUAAAUAAUGGACUGACCUAUAUUUUAUUUCCUGAGUUAAGCCUAUACCCUUGCAAUUAAAAAAAAAAAUUAAACUGACAAAGCUUAGGGCAAUAUUACUUGAUAUAUAAUCUUCAUAGAAUUGUUACACUUUUUGAAAUAAUUUUGUUUGUCCCUUUUUCUCUUUAAAUCCGUAACUCCUAAAACUCAUGUUUGAAUCUAGCUAAAAUUUGAAAACCCAGCCACUGAAAUGCUUUGCCCUUUUGGGAGGGGUGGGAAGAAAGGAUCAAUAUAAUGCUCUAUUUGUUCUCCUUCCAAUAAUCCUCUGUGGUCUGUUGCCUAAGACCAUGGAUAAUAAAGUAAUAGGUGGUUCUCAAAUAUAGGGAAAGGACAGGAGGUACAAUCAGUUGAUUAGAGCUAGCAGAUAUCUACUCAUUUUAUGUAGAAUCCCUCUCUAUAAGAAAACUGUCCACUGUUACCAACAAUGAAUUCAAAAUAGUUAAUUAAUAAAAUAAAAAAUAUCCUCUCAAAUGUUAACCUAAAUACAAGCUAAAAUGUAGUCAUCAGAAAAGUCUGUAAAUCUGUGAAUUCAGAACAAGACAAAGGCAAAUAAAAGCAAGCUUUCUUCAUGGAUUAAUAAAGGUACUUUCAGGGAGUAAAAAUCAUUAUGUUUCUGCACUAAGCAAGGAACAGAACUCCUUGCAUGAGUAGAACAUCUAUCUGGAGUCACUGCACUUUAUUGAGGAGCAAGGAGUACAUGUAGUUUAAGAUUAUCUAGAUUAUACCUGUCAUAUGGGCUACCUUCUGAGUACUUCAUUUAAAUUUGAUUCUCUAGAUAAUUAGAUAGUUGUCCGGUAUUGGCAUAAAAGAGACCUAAAUUACCUCUAUAAUGAUUGACAUGUAUUUAUUAACUGGAAGAGUAUCAUUUACCCUGAUCAUGGCCACUAAAUUAUAAAUUGAUAAAUUGGUUUUCUCUAAAUGAAAUACAAAUAAUGAAAGCUUAGAGAGCCUUAGUUAAAUUUCCAGUGGUUUGGAGACCAAUGAAAAAUAUGCAUGUGUAACCAUUGUCAGUAGGAUGUUAUUACACUAUGCUAAUCUACUUUGAUUUUUUUACUUGAAGAUAUGAAUGAUUACAUUGUAUCUCUAGGGAAGAAAUGUUAGUACAAAAUGAAAAAUGCAAUUUCCACUUAAUAAAAUAAAUUUUUAAAGUCUGGUUUCGGAAA